AUGGCAUUUGUUAGCGCAUCGAGGGUUACCGAGCAAAUUCUAGUGCCACGAGUAUCAGAUGCACCUGCUAAAUUAAAGAAUUUAGCUCCAAGCAAUCUAGAAACUCCCCUGCAUAUAGAAAUAAAACCUGGACUAGGCACCGUCAUGAAUAGCUGCUCCAAUACAUCCAAAGUAUCAAUAGCUCAACAUCAGUUCUAUCAAUUUCACCAUAUUGUCUCUAUUGCUCUUUCCCUCCUCUCAGCAGUGCCAAUUGCUGUAGCUCUUGCACCAGGUCUCACGCUUGAGUACUCGCUCGAGUUACCUACCCAAGGUAUUUUCAUCUCUGGCGAUGGACGCACGUUUCUCUCACAGCGUUACUCUACUACUCUGCCACCAAUUACUGUAGAGCUUCUUGCCAACAGCACAACUGUCAUGUAUCCCGACGUCUACUGGAACUCUUACAACGCAAGCGACCCAAGACCCGACCCUAGUCUCCAAUUUGUCAGCAUCGAUGGUGUCAGAAUCGGACCCGAUGGUCAUUACUGGUUGGUCGAUGGUGGUUCAAGCGGUGUCAACGGAUCCACCAAGUUGGUUGGAUGCAAUCUUACCACCGAUACCGUAGACAAGAUCUACUACCUCGACAGCAUCAUUGCUUCCAACAGCGGUAUUGAUGAUGUUCGUUUCAGUGCUAGCGGUGAGGUCGCUUAUCUCAGUGACACUGCCGGUGCUCUCGUCGUUUUGAACAUGACCACUGGAGACGGAGUCCGCGUUCUCGUUGACGACCCAUCCGCCGUUGCCUACUUCCCUAUGAUGUACAACCACACCCUUGUUUCAGGUUACGGAGCCGCAGUUUACCUCUACUACCAACAAUGCAACGGAGGACUUUACCGUAUCGAGACCGCCUACGUCGAUGCCGCAUUGAGUAACGCCACUAUGGCUGCCAGUCCUGGUGAUCUCACCGAGCCCUUCGCCUUAACCCCAAGUACUGGUGGAUCUACCAUCGAUGGCGAUGGAAACGUCUAUGUUAGCGAUAACAACUUGCUCGCUAUCUGGAAAGUCACCCCUGAUGGAUACGCAUCCAUUCUUGUUCAAGAUGAUGCUUUGAUCACGACUGAUCUUAUGUGGGUUACUUCUGACAAGAAGUUGUUGCUUCCAGCAUCCCAAAUGAGACCUGGUAGAAACGGAUUGAUGGCUGAGGAACCAAACAACAUCUUCUCCUACCCAAUUGAUGCUAGUCCAUCCCCAAUUGACCACACUUAA
Messenger RNA from Botrytis porri, 1239 nucleotides. RefSeq lists its product as uncharacterized. The record is from RefSeq and is a predicted model, not a curated record. Bases 1 to 1239 code for a protein of 412 amino acids. The transcript has 3 exons. NCBI's taxonomy places the organism in Eukaryota, Fungi, Ascomycota, Leotiomycetes, Helotiales, Sclerotiniaceae.